CCUGUCGCUCAGAGAGUGUAAAGGAAGCGCCUUUUUUUUUGCCUCCGUCUUAAUUCGCAGAGGGACACAAGCGAUGUCGCAACUCUUAUCUUCUCCUCUGAUGGCGGCAAGUUACAGUCCCUUCACUAGCCAUCGCUUUCUCUCUUCGUCUUCUUCAGUACUCGUCGCCGGCGGCGGUCUCGCCGUGAAACGACAUGGACUAGCUUCGAAACCGGUGAGGACGGUAAACCUCUCGGUGAAGUCUCGCCAGACGGAUUACUUCGAGAAGCAGAGGUUCGGUGACUCGUCUUCUUCUUCACAGAACGGUGAAGGAGGGCCUGCUAGGUUUUACGUGGGACAUUCGAUAUACAAAGGGAAAGCUGCGUUAACGGUGGAGCCAAGAGCACCAGAGUUUGUGUCUUUAGACUCUGGAGCUUUCAAGUUGUCGAAAGACGGGUUCUUACUGCUUCAGUUUGCUCCUGCAGCUGGUGUAAGGCAAUACGAUUGGAGCAAGAAACAGGUGUUCUCAUUGUCGGUUUCCGAAAUUGGAACUCUAGUUAGCCUAGGCCCGAGAGAAUCUUGUGAGUUCUUCCAUGAUCCUAACAAGGGGAAAAGUGAUGAAGGAAAGGUGAGGAAAGUGUUGAAAGUUGAGCCUCUCCCCGAUGGUUCUGGCCACUUCUUUAACCUAAGUGUUCAAAACAAGCUUUUGAAUGUUGAUGAGAACAUUUACAUACCAGUCACUAGAGCAGAGUUUGCUGUUCUGACCUCUGCUUUCAAUUUCGUCUUGCCUUACCUCAUAGGCUGGCACGCAUUUGCAAACUCCAUCAAACCAGAAGAGGCAAACCGUACGAGCAACGCUUCACCUAACUAUGGAGGAGACUAUGAAUGGAAUAGAUAGAUGAAUCUAAGGGCCACAAGCGAAUCUAUCAGACAUUAUCCUUUCUUUAUUUCCUUUUGCUGAUAGUGUUCUUGAAAGACAGUGUUCUUUGUUCGUGGCUAGCAGAAUAGACUAAAGAGUAGUGCUUUUUGUUUUAGUCUUUUUGACCAAAUGUGGAAGUGAUUGUGCUACGCGGUUGUAUUGUAUCUCAAAACAUCAGUUGGUUGUCUCUUGUCUUAUUUUAGCUGUUUUUGAUUAAAGAACAAUUGUCACAAUUUGA
Messenger RNA from Brassica oleracea var. oleracea, 1136 nucleotides. RefSeq names its product single-stranded DNA-binding protein WHY1, chloroplastic. Lineage: Eukaryota; Viridiplantae; Streptophyta; Magnoliopsida; Brassicales; Brassicaceae. The record is from RefSeq and is a predicted model, not a curated record. Gene Ontology annotation, biological process: defense response; regulation of DNA-templated transcription. Gene Ontology annotation, molecular function: single-stranded DNA binding. The coding region runs from base 74 to 877 and encodes 267 amino acids. The transcript has 7 exons.